Messenger RNA from Planococcus citri (citrus mealybug), 2417 nucleotides. Its product is annotated as adipokinetic hormone/corazonin-related peptide receptor variant I-like. The record is from RefSeq and is a predicted model, not a curated record. Gene Ontology annotation, molecular function: peptide binding; G protein-coupled receptor activity; adipokinetic hormone receptor activity. Gene Ontology annotation, cellular component: plasma membrane. NCBI's taxonomy places the organism in Eukaryota, Metazoa, Arthropoda, Insecta, Hemiptera, Pseudococcidae. The coding region runs from base 859 to 1923 and encodes 354 amino acids. The transcript has 9 exons. Gene Ontology annotation, biological process: cellular response to hormone stimulus; G protein-coupled receptor signaling pathway.
UACUUCUUGAUUAUUGCAUUUUCAAACAGAUUAACGAUAUCAUUGUCAAUAUUAAGGUGUCUAUUACUCUUACUAACCCUUAUAAGUAAGUUUACAUCCAUUUAUCCUUAUCGGCGUAACGUCAGUUGAGUGUCAGUCGUGUAAACAAUAAGCCUACGGUAAUGUUUGCCGCGCGUUUCGUUCCGUUGUAACCGGUUGAAGCUACGAUAUAUCGUCGUAUGUGUCGAUUCGAUUCGAAAAUUUCGUAAUUUUUUAUUCGCUUUUUUCAAAGUUUCUCGUGUGUGCGUUUGUUCCGGUGAAAUUUACGAAAAUUUCUCUAUAGAUCUCGCGUAGUGAUGUGAUUUUUUGGAGAUUUCAGUUGACUGGAGUUAUAGUUUCUGCGCAGGAAUAUAUUUGCAUUAAUAUACACAGUACCUAUACCUACUGAAUUCAACAGCAAAUCAUCCUUCAGGAAUUUACACAGACAUCGCGCAAGUCUCGCUUUUCAAUUCGCCGCAUCUGAUAGGAAAAAGCGACUUGGCAAUUCAUUGUAUUACAGACUCAAGCACCGUAUCCAUUUUCUCGUUUAAUCGUAUUUUGGCCAGUUUUACGCGAUUUUCGUUUUUUGGUUGGAAUUUUCUGUUUCGGAUUUUUUGGAGAAAAUGUUCUCAAAUAUUAACGAAAUGAACUGGUAUUAAGAGAAUCUUGUGAACUCAUUUCGGGUGCUUAAAGUUGAUUUUUGGAUUUUUUUCGAAUUUUUGGUGGAUCGAAAGAGCACGAAAAAAUGUAUCAGACAACCAAAACUUGGUCGAAAAUGAGUUCCAUUUGGUUAUCCCGUCUCUUUUGCGAUUAAUCAGACAGAAUAGCUUUUGACGAGUUAUGAGAUCAGAAUCCAUGUCCUCACGUCCGAUAGAUUACAAUGGCACGAAUGCUUCAAAAGAGUUACCUCACGAAUUGCGGUUCAACGAAGGCCAUAUCGUGACCAUCGUCACUUAUAGUAUUUUAAUCGUCAUCUCUACCAUAGGAAAUAUCACCGUGCUCACUGCGAUGUGGAGAAGGAGGAGAAAAUCUCGGACUAGGAUUAAUACGAUGUUGAUGCAUUUAGCUAUCGCUGAUUUGAUAGUUACAUUUUUAAUGAUGCCAUUGGAAAUAUUUUGGGCAGCGACGGUCGAAUGGAUCGCCGGAGACGCGAUGUGUCGAGUCAGCGUAUUUUUCCGCAUCUUCGGAUUAUAUUUAUCGAGUUUCAUCAUCAUUUGUAUUAGCGUCGAUAGAUAUCUUGCGGUGCUGAAACCGAUGAAUUUAUAUCAAGUAGACCAGAGGGGUAAAAUCAUGCUGACAUCGGCGUGGCUCGCAUCCGUCAUUUGUAGCGCCCCGCAGAGUAUAAUUUUUCACGUCGAGUCACAUCCCGAAUUUCAUGAUUUUAAACAAUGCGUCAUGUUCAAUUCAUUCCAAUCCAAGUAUCAAGAAUUGGCGUAUUUGUAUUCGGGAAUGAUCAUCAUGUACUUGCUGCCUUUGGCUGUAAUUAUAUUUUGUUACACGUCCAUUGUCAUAGAGAUAUUCAAACGGUCUACGGAAACGAAUAUAGAUAGUUUCCGAAGAUCGGGAUUAGGAUUCUUGGGACGAGCUAGAAGUCGUACUUUGAAGAUGACUAUAAUAAUUGUGGUGGUUUUCAUCAUUUGUUGGACACCUUAUUACGUUAUGGCUGUUUGGUUCUGGAUCGACGACUCAUCUGCCAAAAAAAUCGACCACAAAGUCCAACGAUUCUUAUUGCUGUUCGCCAGCACCAACUCAUGUAUGAAUCCCAUAGUUUACGGUAUAUUCAACAUUCGCACUCGUCGUUCCGGCGGGCCUUUGGAACGAGGCCGAGCCUAUUCUGGUCGAAUAUCGUACGCUACCGAUAUCAGAUUGCCAGCUUUGACUCUUUCACUGCGAUCAGUUGAAUGACUAUCCUUAAAACUAGACGAAACAAUGCAAAAUACUACCGCAUAAUUUAAUCGUUCGCAUUGUUUUCAAUUUUCUCCUUUUAAAAAAGACCAUUUUUUUCUCUCUUUCUUUCUUGUUUUUUUUCUUCUUUGUUUAAUUUGUAUUGAUGUUUUAUACUUAUAUUUUUCGUGUUUUUCGUAUACUAUUCUAGUCAUUUAUUUGUUUCAUUUUGUAUUUUUUUUUCUCUCUCUUAUUGUUUCUUUCGUGAAAAAAAUAUAAAUCGAUUGAAUAGGUACUUGUUUUUCUAAUAUUCUAGAUGCGUUGUAAUUUUUUUCUUUUUUUAUAUCAACGAAAAUGUAUAAUAAUAUUACUGUGUGUAAGUUUGUGUUACGAAAUUUUUUCCUGUAUUUUUAAUGUUUUUUUCCUGUUUGUUGUGUAGUUACUUACAAGAUUUUUUUUCAAUUUUUCGUUUUUUUUUUUUGUAAAAUUUUAAUAAAUUUGUAUACUUAAGAAUA